GCCUGGUUGGUUGUGCAAAUCGCCACCAGCGCAAGGCAAUCAGAUCUCUUCGCUGAUCUCGUCUCGACAUCCGCCGGCUCCCAACCAAGCCCACCGCUUUUACUGGUACCGAGGCGGUCCUCCGCAUUUAUCGACCCCCCCCCCUUCACUGUUCCAUUGCUCCCGCAUCGGCUGUGCUGCCCCAAAUGUCUCAGUUUACCGACGUCCACGAAUCGGUCCUGUAUCCGAUCUAUGACGCUUUCGAUUCCGGCAACCCAAAGCAGGCCCACCAGCUCUGUCUCAAGGCACUCAAGAAGAAGCCCAACGCACUAAUUCUUAAGGGCCUCAAAGCUAUUGCUCUCGAUCGCCUUGGCAAACCCGAGGAGGCCUACGAGGCGUGCGAGGACAUCAAGAAAGCCGGCGUCACCGACGAGGCCGUUCUACAAACCGCCCUGAUGGUAUACCGAUCCCAGAACAAGAAUCAGGACAUCCUGGAGCUCUACGAGAAGGCCGCGCAGCUCGAUCCCAGAAACGAAGAGCUCGCCAACCAUUGGUAUAUGGCGAUUGUGCGGUGCAAUGAUCCCAAGAGCCAGCAGCAGGCGGCCCUGAAGCUCCACAAGCAGUUCAAGAAGGACAAGUACCAGCUUUGGGCCAUCAUGUGCUUGUACUUGCAGGCUCCCCAAAACCCCCUGUUGUACUCGCUUGCCGAGCGCAUGGCCGAGCGGGCGUUGCAAGAAAAGAAAAUCAAGGACUAUGAAGGCCUCCAGCUCUAUACUAUGAUCCUGACCGCCCAGAACAAGCACCAGGAGGCUGCCGCCUUGGUCCAGGGUCCGGCUGGCGCCCUCUGCAAGGUGGCAUCGGAACGCAAGCGACUCGAGGUUGAGCUACUCAAGCCCCUGGGCGAUUGGAAGCGGAUCUAUACCCUCAGCCGCGAACUUCUCACCGAAAACAUCGAUGACUGGGGCUGUUAUCUUGACAUGGUCGAAUAUGCAGCCCAUGUGAAGCAGCAGGACGAUACCAGCCAAGCAUCGUCUGUGGCCGCAGAAGUCCUGGAGUUUAUCAAGCAGCAACAAACCGUUGCUUCCAAAGCCAAGCGCACGCCACGCGGCCCGUAUUUGGCCGAACUGGCCUACCAUCACCGACUCCUGGCUGACCUUGGCGCUUCAGGCUCGUCCAAGAUCCAGGAGCUCGUGUUGGAGUACUUCCAGCGGUUUGGCUCCACCCAGGCGUUUUUCGAGGACGUCUGUCCGUACAUUGGCUCCGUGGACUCGAGCGACCGACCCGCCUUUGUGCAGGGCCUGGAGCAAGCCAUCCAGCCGGGAGGCAAACCCAUCGAUGCAAUCAAACAGAGAGUCAACCUCAAGAAGAUCGAGAACAACCUUGCCGUCCACGACACAGUCGAGGCCAAGCUCGAGUUUGUGAACCAGCUUGCAUCGCUCUAUCAGGACACGCUGCCCCACGGCGUCGAUUUGAAAGAAACAGAGAACCAGUACGGCGACGACUUUCUCGUGCUGGCCGCCCAUGUCCUCAUCGACCUCUUCACAGCCAACCGAGAGGCGUUUGGCUUCCUCUUCCGAGCCAUUUCUCUGCUCGAGUGCGGACUGCUCGCCAGCAAAUUCAACUUUCAAAUGAAGCUGCUCCUCGUCCGCUUGUAUCGCGAAGUUGGUGCCAUCGAGCGAUGCAUGGAGGUCGCCACCAAUCUCAACGUCAAGCAGAUCCAAAAUGACACCAUAAGCUACUUCUUUACGGACGACAUUGAAACCCUGGGAACCUACUCGCAGGCCAUGCCUGCUCUGCUCCGAGGCGCCACGAUCUAUACCUCCAAUGAGCGCGAGACCCCAGAGAUGAUCGUCAAGGCGUACCAAUUUGGCACCUUUAGCAAGAUACCCGAAUUCCUCAAGUUCCAGGAUCGAUUGGCAAACUCGCUCCAGCGCCGCAUCUUCAAGUUGCAGACGCUCCGCGUCGAGCUCAUCCGGCGAUCGCUUGACUGCGAGGAGCUUGCAAGCGUCUUGGAGGAAGUCACCGGCGAACUCCCGACGACAGAGGAAAUCGCAAGGCUCUCCGACAAUCGCGACAAGACACUGAUGUCUAACUGGAGCAACUUGCAAGGCUCCAUUUCCUCCCACCUUGCCGAUGAACCUGUACCUAGACCCAGGGAAAGCUGGAUCAAGCUCUACUCGGCGGUCCUGUGGAUUCUCAAGAGCAUGGUCACUGCCAAUGUCGACGCCGUCGCGGCAAGCAUCCCCGCCCUCGCGGAAUGUGUCGCAAGGAAACCCGAGCUGGUCAUCAGCGAGGAAUCGAGCGCAGAGAUUCUUCUAAAGGCCACCAAGAUCUUCCAGCAAGUGGCAUCUGGCAUCGAGGAUGAUGCCCUCGAAGGCUCAAUCGAAUCAGCGUUUUCCCAGAUCGAUGAGAUGCUGGCCCUUUUGCGCACUCGUUUCGACUAUCCUGUCGUCACAGGCGAGUCGCUCACUCUCACCUCGUUGGUGCUGGAGGCCCUCAACUACGUUGCCAUCGUCCAUUCGUCGCUCGUCAACGUCCACAAGGCCAAGAAGGGCAAGGCCAAGCCUCAGCAGCCCAAGGGCCUUGCUCAGCUCAAAGAAAAGCUCGGAGUGCGCAUCAAGUCGCUGACGGCCAUCAUGGAUGGCGCCAAGAAGGAGACCAAGAAACGCGAUGCCGCAACCUUGGCAGAUCUUUUCUUUGAAGCCAAUCCCGAGAAGGAUUUCAAGAAUAUGAAUGGCGUCUACACCAAGAUCGUCUCGGAGACCCCCAAGAGCUACAUCUCUUUCUUUGAGCACAUUGUCAAGGAAGCCAAGCGACGAAUUUGAGAGCCGGCAGCACAAAUCUGUGAUUCAGGGGCGAGGAAAUGUGUGCACCAUAGAGCCCCUUGAAGCAGGGCGCAGCGUCCAUUGUCGCCAUUCACCCACCCGCUUGCAAAUGACUGUAUCGCACACUCGCUCAGAGUGCGACAGGUUGCAAAGUGCAAAACACCAUCGUCGCUCAGACAACCCAGCGAGUCG
Messenger RNA from Polychytrium aggregatum, 2996 nucleotides. Its product is annotated as N-acetyltransferase B complex non catalytic subunit-domain-containing protein. Gene Ontology annotation, molecular function: protein-N-terminal amino-acid acetyltransferase activity; protein binding. Gene Ontology annotation, cellular component: cytoplasm; NatB complex. The coding region runs from base 186 to 2804 and encodes 872 amino acids. The record is from RefSeq and is a predicted model, not a curated record. The transcript is spliced from 23 exons. Gene Ontology annotation, biological process: N-terminal peptidyl-methionine acetylation. Lineage: Eukaryota; Fungi; Chytridiomycota; Chytridiomycetes; Polychytriales.